Molecule: messenger RNA, 1119 nt
Organism: Suillus subaureus
Lineage: Eukaryota; Fungi; Basidiomycota; Agaricomycetes; Boletales; Suillaceae
Exons: 6
Coding region: 70-801 (243 amino acids)
Source: RefSeq, a predicted model, not a curated record
AUACAAAGCAAUGUGCAAGGCCACCGUGACUGCAACUUGUGCAAGUUCGACACUUGUACACGUCUUUGAAUGCGAAAACUAUCACUUCGAGCACGGGCUUGGAUAUCUGACAUCUGUUACGCACUCCUUGUUCUCGUCACUGGUUGUUUCUUUGCCAUAUCAGGUGCCUUGUUGUUGUCACAGGCCAUCCGAACUUCACCUAUCAGGUCUUGGACAAACAACUGGGAUGCUGUGAUCAUUGCAGCAACAUACUUACUUGUGUGCAUCAUAUCCAUCGCCCUCUGUGUGAAACGGCGAGUUACGGUGCGUCGCCGAUUGCAGAGGAUUGCGAAAACGCACCAUUCGAUCGUUAGGAAGGAAGUUCCUCAGCCCGUUCAUGAGUAUAUUUCACAAGAAUUUGCGCGUUCUUGUUUGGUGUCAUAUGAAUCACAGCCAUGCAACACAGUUCAUAGUGGGUGGGGUAGACCAGGCACUAGACUCAGCGGUAUUCGUUUUCGACGCGCUCUUCUUGAUACGAUCGCGGAAAUUGACGCCCGAACGCGUCUCGUUAUACCCAGUCAUCCAGAUUUGAAGCCCCAUGCACGCAUGCUGCAUCAUUUCAGGUUUCUUCUGCCACUCCUGCCAAAGGAUGAAGAAGGCCUCUCGGAAUUACAUUACUACGAUUCAGCCAUACAACUUGCCCGAACGGUGGAUAGGGAACCGACGGAAGAAGAAUACCAGCGGGGAAUGGAUGCUGUUGCUUCCAUUCUACAGAUGUUGCGGGAGUGCAGGUCCGAGAUGCUGGAAGACUCCAGGAUAUAAAUGAAUAGCGUGAUGUCAUGAAGGCCACGUCCUAGAUGACAUCUAGAGUCGAUCCACAUCCGCGAACUCCCUUUUCAUAACAUCUGCCAUAUCUAAAUAGCAUGCACGCAAGUACUUCCAAGUCUAUCCACCUGCCACCCGAUUUAUCCAAACGGUAAUAAACCUUCGCAGGGUAGUCGCCAUCAACGAGAGAACAUCCCUGAAUGGUGCAGGCAGGCCACAGUAGUAAUAUAUCCUCGAUAUCAUCUCAUGUAUCACUGAUUUUUUGAAGGCUUGGUAUGGUCUCCUAGGUGAGAAAUGACAUAGCGAGCUUUACCA